Messenger RNA from Macroventuria anomochaeta, 822 nucleotides. RefSeq lists its product as uncharacterized. The transcript is spliced from 2 exons. The record is from RefSeq and is a predicted model, not a curated record. Bases 84 to 578 code for a protein of 164 amino acids. NCBI's taxonomy places the organism in Eukaryota, Fungi, Ascomycota, Dothideomycetes, Pleosporales, Didymellaceae.
CUUCCUCAGUAAGUGCGCACAUGCAGACACCGAGAACAAUUCAUAUUCUUCUUGCUGACAGCUUCCAUUAGAGCUUUGACGACAUGGAGAAGCGCGAUUUCGUGGAAAACAGAAGCCGGCGAGCCCCUGCGUAUCGGCGGGCCCGGCUACUGGUUGACUUUGGUAUCGGACUUGCGAUGUGGAUAUCCAGUGCAACAACGAGCACGAUCAUCGUCGCAUUACAAGCUCAGCCUAGCCGCAAUGUCCUUUUGAGAAGAUGGCAGGAGCUGGUCGUUGAGCCUGUAGAAGGCAUUUCAGAGUCGGUUCUGUUCAGCUGCAUUGCACUCGGUUCGACAGUCUAUACUGCCUCGUGCAUGCGGAUAUAUUGCACAGCCCCGAGGUCAGUGGCGAUAGUGUCUGCCGCGUGCAUCCUGCUAGUUUUCUCUGAGGCGUGUUUGAACGGCCUCAGAGUGACUCCAGUGGAGAGACUGGCUGUCGUGUUGCCAACCUUGAUCAACAUUGGUCUUAGUUGGGUCAUUCUUCACCGACUGAGGGAGCGCUCUGAACCUGCCGCGGCAGGACAGAAGCUGGAAGCAUGACCCAGCCCCCGAGGCCGCCUUGUUGGAGGCUGUGCUGUCUCCACCUGCGUUUAAGACGAAGGCAGACUUGAGAAACGGUACCGAUCGGUUGCGUUUUCUUUACUAUACCAUACGUUUGCAUAGAAAGAUGAAUACACACUUGAUCGCUAAAGUGACGGCCGUAAAGUGUGCCAUCCAGCGUCGCCGAACAUUAGCUUUGGGAAACGCAUGUUUUGGGGUGUGAGGUCUUUGUUUGGUGGCGUUG